This is a messenger RNA of Entelurus aequoreus (snake pipefish), 2166 nucleotides long. It is a transcript of the gene thap11, whose product is annotated as THAP domain containing 11. Gene Ontology annotation, molecular function: RNA polymerase II cis-regulatory region sequence-specific DNA binding. The record is from RefSeq and is a predicted model, not a curated record. The transcript has a single exon. Gene Ontology annotation, cellular component: nucleoplasm. The coding region runs from base 345 to 1148 and encodes 267 amino acids. Lineage: Eukaryota; Metazoa; Chordata; Actinopteri; Syngnathiformes; Syngnathidae. Gene Ontology annotation, biological process: regulation of transcription by RNA polymerase II.
CUGGGACUUUUAGUUCUAAAUGGCGGGCUGUUUUGUUGAAAACAUAACGAAGAAAACUAGUAGAUACGUGCCAGCUUUUUAAAAAAUAUUUUUUUCCAAUUUAGCACACUUUAUGUUUUAUUUGUGUUUAUUUGAGGUAUAAUUGCACGUAUGAAGCCGUGGUAUUGCAAAAAAGCUGGUUCGAUUCGGUGGAAAAUAAACAGGAAGUUGUUAGCAAUUGUGGGACGUGUAGUUCCGGCAGCAGGCCGCCGAAGGAGACGCUGCACAGGAUAAAGAAAGGCCAUUAAAAUAGUCUUAAUUGGUCCUGUGGGUUGCUUUUUUUUCGACUUGGCGCGGGUGUUAAAAUGCCUGGGUUCACCUGCUGUGUCCCGGGCUGCUACAGCAACUCUCACCGGGACCGGGACUUACGCUUCUACACGUUUCCAAAAGACAACACGCUCAGGGAGCUGUGGCUGAGGAACAUCUCCCGGGCCGGGGUCAGUGGUUGCUUUAGCACCUUCCAGCCCACCACGGGUCACCGUGUCUGCAGUGUGCACUUCGUAGGCGGGAGGAAAACCUACACCAUCCGAGUACCGUCGCUUUUCCCUCUGAGAGGUGUGAACGAGCGCAGAAGUCGACGCGGAUGUUCCAAGAGGGUGUCUACAGCCGCUCCUGGAACCCCCGCCGCCGCUGCAGCCACCACCGGGAUUGUCAUCAACACCGUGCUGGGCAACACGGCCGAGGGCGCCGACGCCCUCGCCACCGGCGACAGCAUUACGGUGGUUCAGAUCGGCCAAAACGGAGAGUACAUCGGCACGGCGCGGCUGCCCGUGGCAACAGAGGGGUCGUACACCGCGCCCAUUGGCGACGCCAGCGAAUUAACCGCCGACGACUCCUCCGCUGACGGAAAGCAGCCGCCGGUGCAAUACGUCAGCGUCACCAGCAGCCCGCUGGACCACUCGUACUCGCUGACCACCGGCACCACGUCCACCGAGCUGCUGCGCAAACUCAACGAGCAGCGAGAUAUCAUUGCCCUCAUGGAAGUGAAGAUGAAGGAAAUGAAAGCCACCAUCCGCCAGCUCAGGGUGGUGGAGGCCAAGCUGCAGGAGGAGGUGCGGGAACGCGACCGGCUGCUGUGCGGCAACGCGGCGGCCCUGAAGAAGAUAUAAUAUACGAACUCGUCUAGACAUACGGACAGAGGAUGAGGAUUUGUACACAAAUAUUGUAUUUUCAACCAGUACAGAGCUGAUUUUCAUAGCCCUGGUGCGUAAAGAUGUCUAGUUGGGCAGUUGCAGAAAAGAUGACCUGUUGCGCAAUCGUUGUCACCAACUGCUAUUCCAUCCUCCGCAAACUCACAACUUUGCAUAUUGCAAAUAUAGACUAACAAUCAUGUCUGUCCGUCAGGAAGGUUACAUUCUUAAGAUUUGUUCUUUAUUUUUGUGAGUUGCUACAGGUCGCUGGCAUAUGGUAAACAAAAACACAUGGUUAGAGCUGCAACCGUUAAUCGGUUGAAUCGAUUAAUUCGAUGUAUAAUCUGUUGCUGUUAUUAAUCGUUUGAGUGUAAUUUGUAAAAAAAAAAAUCAUCCGGACCACAUUGGAGUGCCCUGAAAUUAAAUACAUGAUGUGAAAAACAAUGGAGCGCAUGAGAGUGGUGGCGUGUGCGUGCUGGAAUCUGUGUGGCGGAUAACAUCGUUUUAAAUUUUUUUAAAAUCAUUAAUUCAAACAAUGUUAAGCAUAUAUUUUUUAUUUCAACCAUUUCCCCUAGAACGCAUUGAGGCAAUAACUGUCUUUUGUCCAAUUACUCAAUUGAUCGAAGACAGUAAUCCAUAAAUUAGUGCACUUCCAAACAGUCGAUGUAUCUGAUGGCAAAACACCCUUUUGUGGCAUUCUUAAUGACAUCUAAAACAUAUCAGAGCCUUUUUUUAAAAAUUCGGGUGUGGUUGCAACAUGCUAACAUACAACUAGUUUCUACAAUGAGUGCGUGUGUUUGUGCGAUGGAUGCAUUUAAUGUGCUUGUUUGUGCUCGGAUGUUUCCAAACUCAUACAAUAGAAAUAUUAGUGACCGAUUUUCUCUGUUUCUCGCAACAUGUGCUCUAAAUGCACAAUAUGUUACAUGAACACAUUUCUGAUCUCUAGACUGACAUUUGUGCCCAGCUUUCACAUUGAAGUAAAUGCCAUUUUGAAAUA